AUGAUGGAACUCGAGACUCCAGAUGGCUACGACCAGGCUCGAGCACGGCUGCAGGAAUGGGACAGCGACGAUGACCCGGGCAAUCCUCGCAACUGGUCUACCCUCAGGAAGACCCUGACCACCACUGUCAUCGGCCUGAUUGGCUUCGCAACGACCGUCAAUGCCUCGAUCUACUCGUCGGGCCAUGAGCAGGUCCAGAAGCAGUUCAAUGUCUCGACGACCGUCUCGCUGCUACCUCUCUCCGCGUACUCGCUGGGGCUGGCUUUUGGGCCUAUGAUCUCGUCGCCGCUGUCUGAAACAUUCGGUCGCAAAUUCGUCUACCUGCUUACCCUGCCGCUGGUGGAUCUCUUCACGAUAGGCGUGGGCUCAUCCCACGGUAUUGCCUCUCUGAUUAUAUGUCGCUUCCUCGCUGGGGUGUUUGCUGCCCCUGGGGUUUCCGUCGCGGCGGCCACAAUCACCGACUAUACACACCCGUCACAAAGAGUCAUCCCCCUGGGAGUAUACUACGCCGUUCCCACAAUCGGCAGUUCAAUGGGUCCUCUGAUCGGAUCUUUCGUCGUCGAAGCUCGGGGCUGGCGCUGGACUGCGUGGACACCGCUCAUCAUGGCCGCCGUCGUACACCCUCCAGCGCUCUUCAUCCGGGAAUCAUACAAGCCCAUCCUCCUGCGCAGGCGAGCAGAGAAACUCGGCGGCGAAGGCGUCCUCCCCGUCCAAACACGCACAGCCAUGCAGCUCUUCAAAGAAUUCAUCACAUCAACCAUCGUCCGCCCGCUCCAUAUGCUCUUCACCGAGCCCCUCGUCGGCUUCAUCUGCCUCUACUGCGGCUUCCAGUUCGCCCUCCUUUACACCUUCGUCGUCGCCAGCCCCCGCGUUUUCGCUUCCGUCUACAACUUCUCCCCAGGCGCCCAGGGCCUCUCCUUCCUCGGCAUGGUCGUCGGCUGUAUCUUCGCCCCCUGCGUCCUCUUCAUCGUCGACCGCCUCGUCCAGCGAAACCCAUCUCUGCGUAUCAGGAACAACAACACCGAAGGUUCCGCCCCUUUCUCCCCAGAACUAAGACUCUACACUUCAAUGUUCGGCUCCCUCGUCCUCCCAACCGGCCUAUUCGUCUUCGCUUGGACUUCAACACCAUCCAUCCACUGGAUCGUGCCUAUCCUGGCCCAAGGCGCCACUUUUCUGGGGAGUAUGCUGAUUUACAUCCCGUGUAACUUCUACAUGCUCGACGUGUACGGCUCGAAAUACGGUGCGUCCGCCAGCGGGGCUUCCUCGUUAACUCGGUAUGCACUCUCAACUGCCUUUCCGCUCUUUGUGCCCCAGAUGUAUGAUGCCCUGGGUGUGGGCUGGGCGACGAGUCUGUUAGGGUUUAUUGCGGUGGUUAUGGCGCCGAUUCCGUGGUUGUUCUUUUAUAAGGGGCCGAAGCUGAGGGCUAGGAGUGCGUAUGAGCAUGGGACUUAG
Aspergillus puulaauensis is the source of this 1452-nucleotide messenger RNA. Its product is annotated as MFS transporter. Lineage: Eukaryota; Fungi; Ascomycota; Eurotiomycetes; Eurotiales; Aspergillaceae. Gene Ontology annotation, biological process: spermine transport; transmembrane transport; spermidine transport. The record is from RefSeq and is a predicted model, not a curated record. Gene Ontology annotation, molecular function: spermidine transmembrane transporter activity; spermine transmembrane transporter activity. The transcript has a single exon. The coding region runs from base 1 to 1452 and encodes 483 amino acids.